Molecule: messenger RNA, 1509 nt
Organism: Haemonchus placei
Lineage: Eukaryota; Metazoa; Nematoda; Chromadorea; Rhabditida; Trichostrongylidae
Source: the annotation of a GenBank genome assembly
AAGAUGAAUAACUAUGAUGAAGAGGGGGCCUCAUCAGAAAGCCAGAGUCUUCUGGACACAGCGACGCAGCUGGAAAACCAGGACAUGCACGGAGACGACAAUGUGGUGGUGGUGUAUGAAAACGGCGAUUUGCAGCUUAAAAACAAGGAGGAUUCCGAGCUGCAAAGUCCCAUGAGGAGCGUCGAUAGUGUUCUGAGAGAGGCAGAGGAUAUAAUGACAGAUGGUCCUCUAAAAGCGUCUGAAAACAAAGAAAACCAGCAAGUUUUAUUGGACGAAGUCGACGUUGAGUACAGUCCUAAGAAAUCGUCGCAUCCGAUUGAGAUUGUUGUUCGACACAGUAAAGUAGUGGAGCAACCAUCAAGUUCCAGCAAUGAAUGUGAACGUAACAAUGAAGAUAAAACUAACCAAGUAAGAAGGCUAUCAACUUUAGUCGAAGGCAAGGAAAGCGAGUCACAGAAGCCUUGUUCAUCUUCGGCUGCUAAAGGGUCUACUUCGAAGUGGACUCGUGGGCACCGUCGCGCGUGGAGCAUGCCCAAUGCUAAAGGUGAAAAGAUGACGCUUGCUAUCAUUCAGGACAAGGAAACAAUGACAAAUGGGAACACUCAUAGACGCCGUGUGCUUCGAUGUCGCCUUCAUCCUUCGAGAAAGGAAGAGGGAUCAACUAAAUUCAAUGAAGAAAGCAAAGAUAGUCUCGUUUCGACUGCAUUAAAAUUUGACCUGAGUGGAAUGCCUCCUCCUGAUGAGGACGACAACGAAUUGGAGGUUGAAAUUAAUGAAGAGGAGGUCGUAGUGCCCGGUGAGUCAGGGAAAGGAGCGAGGACAAUCAUCAAAAGGUUCUGGGAAGCGAGAUGGAAAGCUACGAAUUUUGAAUAUCUUCCUGAAUGGUUGCAAGACAACGAAUACCUGAGAACUGGUCAUCGUCCACCACUUCCAUCCUUCAGUAGCUGCUUCAAAAGCAUCUUCGCACUUCACACAGAGACUGGCAAUAUUUGGACUCACAUGUACGGUUGUGUGGCUUUCAUUGGCGUCGCUUUUUGGUUUCUCACUCGCCCAUCGUCACAAAUACAAUUCAUGGACAAAGUCGUGUUUUCAACUUACUUUUUGGGAGCUAUACUAUGCCUCGGCAUGUCAUUCAUUUUUCACACGGUCGCUUGUCAUUCAGACACCGUUGGAAAACUAUUCAGCAAGUUGGAUUAUGCUGGAAUCGCUCUUCUCAUUGUUGGUUCAUUUAUACCAUGGCUUUACUAUGCGUUCUAUUGUCGUCCACAACCAAUGAUGAUCUAUAUAACGAUGAUCAGUGUGUUAGGACUGCUAGCGAUGAUUGUCUCUCUGUGGGACAAAUUUGCUCAGCCGGCAUUCAGACCGCUACGAGCUGUCAUUUUUGUUGCCAUGGGACUAUCAGCUGUUUUUCCCGCCGCACAUUUGCUAUUUGUGGACGGUCUUGAGUUCCUCUAUAAGAAAGUGUGUCUACAUACUUUUGUCAGAGCCAUGUUUUAUUGCUUUUAUUAG